AUGCAUAGCGUGGGGGGAGCUACGUCGCUAACGGAGCAACCCCGGUCGAGUGUGGCGCUGGCCGGAAGUAUUUGCUUUCUCGCGAGAAUGGGCGUCACCCCGCUAGUGAUUUUUAGAUUGGCUCUACUCCUGGGUUUAGUUGUGUUGUGUCGGAAUGAAGAAACAAAAAAAUCCUUAGAUGUUGGUGGGCCGAGCUCGGGCGGAAGGGAGCAGGGAGAUGAGAGGCCUAGCUCAGGCGAAGAAAAGAAGCAGGUGCCUAUGGCGCUCCAACCAGUAGGGACUGUUAGUGUGCGGACGAGUAGUCCUACACCUCGCACUCUCCAGAGUCUGGUGGUGAGGCUCAGGCUCACCAUUUUCAGGGAGCCUAUCGAAAUCAUCAUCUGUCGUCAGUAUGAUGUCCACCAUCUCAGACGAGGAGGACAUAAGCCGCUUUUGACGUUGUAA
Danaus chrysippus (African queen) is the source of this 444-nucleotide messenger RNA. Lineage: Eukaryota; Metazoa; Arthropoda; Insecta; Lepidoptera; Nymphalidae. The record is from the annotation of a GenBank genome assembly.